CUCCAUUUCCACUCUUGAGGCUUCACCCCAAAUCGUAGGCGGCAAGCUACAAUCUAACAAAAGCGCACCAUUUUGAACACUUAACACUUAAAAACGGCGACGUAUUAGAGAAACGCAACACUGCUGAAACACCAUCUCUACUCUCUAGUCUCUACUGCUCCUCCCAUAGUUGUCAAUUUUCCCGCGCAACAUCUGCAACUCAACUUCACUCCGCCUAACUUUCAUAUUUUCUCUCUCCUCUUCUCUUCUCUUCUCCACCAUGGCUCCCAAACCCGACAGCGCUGAAGGUAUAGUACUCAACUUCGUCAACGAGCAAGAUAGGCCUUUAAAUGCACAGAAUGCUGCUGAUGCAUUGCAAAAGUUCAAUCUCAAAAAGACUGCAGUUCAAAAAGCUCUUGAUUCACUCGCUGAUAGUGGAAAGAUUGCGUUUAAAGAGUAUGGCAAGCAGAAGAUCUACAUUGCACGUCAAGACCAGUUUGAGAUUCCAAACAGUGAAGAGCUUAAUCAGAUGAAGGAACAGAAUGCUAAAUUACAGGAACAAGUUAGCGAACAGAAGAAAGCAGUUAGCGAGGUUGAGGGAGAAAUCAAAUCCUUACAGUCAAAUUUGACACUAGAAGAUAUGCAAGCCAAGCUGGGAAGGCUUAACACAGAGGUUGAGGAAAUGGAGGAUAAGUUGACUAAAUUGCGUGGAGGAGUCACCCUUGUGAAACCAGAGGACAGGAAGGCUAUUGAAGAUCUUUAUGUGAAUGCAAUUAGUCAUUGGAGAAAGCGCAAAAGGAUGUUCAAAGACAUAUGGGAUACAAUAACUGAAAAUUUACCGAGGGAUUUAAAAGAGCUUAAGGAGGAACUCGGCAUUGAAUAUGAUGAAGAUGCUGGUCAGAAUUUGCAGUCUUUUUGUAAUUUGAUGCCACAAAGCAAAAAGCGGGGAAGAGGUCAGUAAAGUUCAUGCUGCAGUCAAUGCUGAAGUUUUACUAGUGGCUUGCGACAAAGUUCGUGGUAUAUAUUUAUGCAUUUGGGAAGUAUUGUACCAGAAUAGAUCGUUCAGGUACGCUGGAUGUUGUUGGUUUUCAUCAGGAAGUUUUACUAGAACUAUAAUUCAUAGUUGUAAAAGCAGUUUCACUUAUUAGUGUUUAUAAGCUUAUAUAUGCUUGAUAUCUAUAGAGUCCUCUAUUAUGUACAGUGUAAUCAACAUAACUUAAGUAUACUGGAUUACUGGUUACUUAUUACCUACCUACCCAAGAAACUUUAUCUGAACUGCUUGCAUUAUUUAGUGAAAACAAGAUUAUCUCAAUGAUGA
Messenger RNA from Chenopodium quinoa (quinoa), 1297 nucleotides. Its product is annotated as homologous-pairing protein 2 homolog. The coding region runs from base 260 to 940 and encodes 226 amino acids. NCBI's taxonomy places the organism in Eukaryota, Viridiplantae, Streptophyta, Magnoliopsida, Caryophyllales, Amaranthaceae. Gene Ontology annotation, cellular component: condensed nuclear chromosome; DNA recombinase auxiliary factor complex. The record is from RefSeq and is a predicted model, not a curated record. The transcript is spliced from 6 exons. Gene Ontology annotation, biological process: meiotic joint molecule formation; meiotic strand invasion involved in reciprocal meiotic recombination; homologous chromosome pairing at meiosis. Gene Ontology annotation, molecular function: double-stranded DNA binding; recombinase activator activity.